CUCGCCGAGACUAUACUUUCUCUGAAUAAAACGAUUCGCCGUGGUGGGGCCAAUCCGCACUGAGAAUAUACCGGCCUCAACCAAUCGUCGACGAGAAAACUUCCGAUUUGUCCUGUCGUCUGUCUUCACACCGUCGGUUUUUCGUGUCACCAGAGAGAAACACCAGAAAACCAGAACAAGAUAUAUAUAGUUAUAGUUUCCAUUCAAGUUCAAUAACUAACAAUGUGCCAAGCAUGUGAGGUGCUAUUAUAGUGAUGGAUUUAAUUAAAAAACCAAUCAUUGAGGAAAUACGAUCUCUAAUUAACAACAUCGUCUUUCAAUAUGCGACGAGUCAGGAAGAUUAUCGAAGGGUUUAUGUUUGGGGUUUGGCGGAACACGGAGCAUUGGGAACUUUAGGAAAAACAAGAAUAGUGGACGACGUAGCUUACAUAGGAAAGCCUAGCCGAUUGUAUUUUGGAGAGAAGCACAAAGUGGUUGAUGAUAUAGGUUGUGGCUAUGGAUUUUUUAUGUUCGGAGUCAAUUCUGACGACAGAAAAAUUGUUUAUGGCAAUGGAAUCAACACAGAUUCGCAAAUUGGUAAAUGAAAAUUCUAUAAAUUCUCUAUUUUCACAAUUGAGAACUUCCCUUGAUACAUGAGUUGAAUCUGUUUGAUAAAUAAUGUCCAAGAUUCGAUGACUCGGACGAACAGUACACAGCCGGAAUAAUUCCUGUCCCAAGACCCAUUCAUUUGCCAUUGAAGAGUCUUUC
Molecule: messenger RNA, 747 nt
Organism: Venturia canescens
Lineage: Eukaryota; Metazoa; Arthropoda; Insecta; Hymenoptera; Ichneumonidae
Product: RCC1-like G exchanging factor-like protein
Exons: 3
Coding region: 255-584 (109 amino acids)
Biological process (GO): positive regulation of mitochondrial translation
Cellular component (GO): mitochondrial inner membrane
Molecular function (GO): guanyl-nucleotide exchange factor activity; rRNA binding
Source: RefSeq, a predicted model, not a curated record